UCGCGCUUCCCCAAGAUGUUGGACGGCAUAAAGCUGGAGGACCAUCCUCUACGGUCGGGGCCGGCUACAAUGGGCGUCAUGUUGGGAACCGACUGUCAGCACCGUGCCGUGUGUGAGGGAUGCGCGCGGCCCAUCGCCGACCGUUUUCUCAUGCGAGUCAACGACUCGUCCUGGCACGAGGAGUGCUUGCAGUGUGCCGUGUGUCAACAGCCCCUCACCACGAGUUGCUACUUCCGGGAGAGGAAACUGUACUGUAAACACGACUAUCAACAGCUGUUCUCCACUAAGUGCAGCGGCUGCCUGGAGAAGAUCGCCCCCACGGAGUUUGUGAUGCGUGCGCUGGAGUGUGUGUACCACCUCAACUGCUUCUGCUGCUGUGUGUGUGACCGGCAGCUGCGGAAAGGCGACGAGUUUGUGCUGAAAGACGGACAGCUGCUCUGCAAGAGCGACUACGAGAAGGAGAAGGACCUGCUGGGCUCCGUCAGCCCCGACGAAUCAGACUCCGAGAAGACGGAUGAUGAGGAUCUGGACAUUAAGCCGGAGAAGGGUGCGGUGGGGCCGGGGAAGGGGGAUGAUGGGAAGGAUCCUCGCCGGCCGAAGAGGCCACGCACCAUCCUCACCACCCAGCAGCGGCGCGCUUUCAAAGCCUCCUUCGAGGUGUCCUCCAAGCCCUGCAGAAAAGUCAGAGAGACCCUGGCUGCAGAGACCGGACUCAGUGUUCGUGUGGUUCAGGUCUGGUUCCAGAAUCAGAGAGCUAAGAUGAAGAAACUGGCAAGAAGGCAACAGCAGCAGCAAGAGCAGCAGAACUCCCAGAGACUUGGACAAGAGGUGAUGUCAAACCGCAUGGAGGGCAUGAUGGGCUCCUACACCCCCCUGGCCCCCUCCCAGCAGCAGCUGGUUUCCAUGGAGACCAACGGCUACAGCGCCGACGCCUUCCAACAAGGCCUCACCCCACCGCAGAUGCCCGGGGACCACAUGAACCCAUAUGGGAGCGACUCCAUCUUCCACGAUAUUGACAGCGACACAUCCCUCACCAGCCUCAGUGACUGCUUCCUGACUUCCUCCGAGGUCAGCUCCCUGCAAGCGCGCGUGGGAAACCCCAUCGACCGACUCUACUCCAUGCAGAGCUCGUACUUCGCCUCAUGA
Molecule: messenger RNA, 1146 nt
Organism: Sardina pilchardus (European sardine)
Lineage: Eukaryota; Metazoa; Chordata; Actinopteri; Clupeiformes; Clupeidae
Gene: lmx1bb
Product: LIM homeobox transcription factor 1, beta b
Exons: 8
Coding region: 16-1146 (376 amino acids)
Biological process (GO): neuron differentiation; regulation of transcription by RNA polymerase II
Cellular component (GO): nucleus
Molecular function (GO): RNA polymerase II transcription regulatory region sequence-specific DNA binding; DNA-binding transcription factor activity, RNA polymerase II-specific
Source: RefSeq, a predicted model, not a curated record